GGCAAACUUUUGCGCCAUAAAAAGUACCCGCACGGCAGCUCACUCCACAUUCCCUCCCAGCCUCCCCACUGUACAGCAAGUGCACCACAAAGCAGAGUGAGGAGCUAGUAGCGCGAGACUUCCAAUUGCGCCGCCCCCGCACCAUGCCACCGCCGGGGUCCUGGUUCUACAAGCUGCGGCGCAGGCGAGGUGACGCCGGCGAUGACGACGCCGCGGCGCUCGCGAGCAAGCCGAGAGGCGAUCGUGCACCACCGGAGCUCGCGGCGCCGCCCUGCUCCCCGAACAGAGCUUCCUACUACGUCCCGAGCUGCGACCGUGGCCCGGCCACGGGGAACCCCAAGCGCCGAGACACGCAAUUCCCGCGCAGCCCGCAGCGCGGCGACAUCGUCUUCGACGUGGUCACCGUCCAGGCAGCCGCCGCCUGCGACGCCGACCGGUUCGACGGCCUCAAGGCGAUGCCGGAGCUGAAACUCCGGCCCAUCCUCACCAAGCCGGCCGGCGCCGCCAAGAAGGUCGACGGGGAGGAGGCCUCGGGCAGCGGCGGCACCAGCGCGGCCGCGUCGCCGACGGCCAGGGUGCGGCGGCGGCGGCUCCACGUGCAACCGAGCGGCGGGCGGAAGGGGAGGGCGGCGAGCGCGCAGCUGCAACCCUCGGCGACCAGGCAGCAGAGCCGUCGCGCCAGGCGGCGGCGGUGGCUGCGGGAGAGCCUCGUGGUGGUGAAGGAGUCGGCCGAGCCGGAGGAGGACUUCCUGGCGAGCAUGGCGGAGAUGAUCGCCGCGAACGAGGACGUCCGGGCGUCGCCGCGGGGUCUCGAGGAGCUCCUCGCAUGCUACCUCGCCCUCAACGCCGCCGAGCACCACCUCGCCAUCGUCGCCGCCUUCACGCGCGCCUGGCUGGCGCUCGACACGGCCGGCUCCAAGCAGCACCGGUCGUCGCCGCCGCUCCAGGGCUAGCUAGCAAGUAGCUACUUACUGCGUGUGCCCGUGUACAGUACGCCCCCGCGCGCGCGUCUCCGUGCGAAUUACGGCGGUGAAUUGAAAUGAUACUCAUGGUUUCUGUCUUUCUGAUUGCGUUUGCACAAAUCGCAAGACUU
Messenger RNA from Lolium perenne, 1093 nucleotides. RefSeq lists its product as uncharacterized. Lineage: Eukaryota; Viridiplantae; Streptophyta; Magnoliopsida; Poales; Poaceae. The record is from RefSeq and is a predicted model, not a curated record. Gene Ontology annotation, biological process: negative regulation of DNA-templated transcription.